Molecule: messenger RNA, 2509 nt
Organism: Globicephala melas (long-finned pilot whale)
Lineage: Eukaryota; Metazoa; Chordata; Mammalia; Artiodactyla; Delphinidae
Gene: SASH3
Product: SAM and SH3 domain containing 3
Biological process (GO): positive regulation of adaptive immune response; positive regulation of immunoglobulin production; positive regulation of B cell proliferation
Cellular component (GO): nucleus; cytoplasm
Molecular function (GO): protein binding
Source: RefSeq, a predicted model, not a curated record
AGUGGCAGCCGGAGGCUCAGUCCAUGCCGUGCCCCCUGGACGGUGCCGGCGAGGCUGAGCAAGAGGCCUCCGCAUCUCGAUACCUACGAGCGCAGGGGCGGAGCAUCACCAGGGUAGAGGACCAUGUUGCGCCGUAAGCCCUCCAACGCCAGCGAGAAGGAGCCCACGCAGAAGAAAAAGCUCUCGCUUCAGCGCUCCAGCAGCUUCAAAGAUUUUGCCAAAUCCAAACCCAGCUCCCCAGUGGUGAGCGAGAAGGAAUUUAAUCUGGAUGAUAAUAUUCCAGAAGAUGACUCAGGUGUUCCGCCCCCAGAGGAUGCUGGAAAGAGCAGCAAAAAGCUGGGGAAGAAGUGGAGGGCCGUGAUUUCCCGAACCAUGAACAGGAAGAUGGGCAAGAUGAUGGUGAAGGCCCUGUCGGAGGAGAUGGGAGAUACUCUGGAGGAGGGCUCAGCCUCCCCGACGUCUCCGGACUGCAGCCUGGACAGCCCCGGCCCUGAGAAGAUGGCGCUGGCCUUUUCUGAGCAAGAGGAGACGCAGCUCCCAGCACUCAGCCGCCAGGCAUCCACAGGCAGUGAGCUCUGCAGCCCCAGCCCAGGCUCUGGCAGCUUCGGGGAGGAACCACCUGCCCCCCAGUACACAGGGCCCUUCUGUGGCCGGGCACGAGUCCACACCGACUUCACUCCCAGCCCGUAUGACCAUGACUCACUGAAACUGCAGAAGGGAGAUGUGAUCCAGAUCAUCGAAAAGCCGCCUGUGGGCACGUGGCUGGGCCUGCUCAAUGGCAGGCUGGGCUCUUUCAAGUUCAUCUACGUGGACGUGCUGCCCGAGGAGGCUGUGGGACCUGCCCGCCCCAGCCGCCGACAGAGCAAGGGCAAGAGGCCCAAGCCCAAGACUCUGCAUGAGCUGCUGGAGCGCAUCGGCCUUGAGGAGCACACGUCCACCCUGCUGCUCAAUGGCUACCAGACGCUGGAGGACUUCAAAGAGCUGCGGGAAACACACCUCAAUGAGCUGAAUAUCAUGGACCCACAGCAUCGGGCCAAGCUGCUCACGGCUGCUGAGCUGCUGCUGGACUACGACACCGGCAGCGAGGAGGCGGAAGAGGGCGCCGAGAGCGGCCAGGAGCCAGUGGCGCACACGGUGGCAGAGCCCAAGGUGGACAUCCCGCGUGACUCGGGCUGCUUCGAGGGCUCAGAGAGCGGGCGCGAUGAAGCAGAGCUGGCGGGUGCCGAGGAGCAGCUACACGGCCUCUCCCUGGCCGGGGCACCUUGAGGCAGCAGUGUGGGCCGAGGCUGGGCCUGAGCAGCCCAGGCCGCGGGGCUGGACCCAGCCUUCCGCGGUGGCCCCGGGCCGGAGGACUGGCACCGAGCCCGGCCCCGCUCCCCCAGGGGUGCCUAGGUCAGCAGAGGCCAGCCGAGCCCUACAGGCGCGGCUGGAGUGCACGACAAGCUGAGCCGCCGAAGCCGGGCCGCCUCCCUCCACCAGCUACUUGACAGCACAGCCCUUCCAGCUGCGGCCAGAGCAGGGGGGCACUGAGGGGGCACCGGGCCCAUGCCCCUCACCACCAAGGCCUCCAAACCCUCCUUGCCUCCACACCACCUUCCCCUGUCGCGCUGCUCCUGAAAAGGGGGCCGAGUCGGUGGUUCAGGUCAAUCUCAAUACCCUAGGGAAACCUGGUCAUCGAAAAGGACUCUAAUUGAUCACAGGUGAAUCCAGAUUCUCUAAAUAAGGUUUGAAGCCACAUGUACAUGUAUCUUUCCUACUUUCCUUCACCUUAAUUCUCUUACAGGUUUAGCCACUAAAUCACUGUGCCACUUGAACUGAGUGCCUUCCUCAAUCUGGGUCUAGGACAGGUCAGAAUAAGAAUGGAUAGUUGCUGAGGGCCAACUCUGACAUUCUGUGAUAUUAAACGUCUGCUGUCCCGUUACCUGUGGCCCAGGACACCAGUGGGGCUUACUAAGGGGGCUGGAGGGGCCUUGGGCUCCCAAAUGAAACAUCUCCUGCUCAUCCGUUCCAUACUUCCCCACGUAACUCAAGCCAAGCUGCAACUCCCCCAGCUUAAAACAAUGCCCACACCUCAGACAACAAGCGCCCUCCCCUUCCACUCCCAGCCCCUUAAAUGACACUUCUCCCAAGGCCAAUGGCAGAUGGCCCGACCUGACUUCCAAGGGCAGACUGGCCCCUCAGAAGCAAGACUUGGCCUCUCCUGUGGGUCCUUACAAGCAAAGAAAGCACAAAGCUUGAUACUGGGGAGUCCACUGUCCCACCUUUACUCUGCUAAAGGUUUUGAUGGACCUUGAGCUCCAGAAGGGGAGGGAGAGUCAAGGAUCCUGGUACUUGACCCCAGUGCCAAGUCCAUGCCCAGAAUUCCCAGAGUAACCCUUUCCUGGGGCCCAACUGGCCUGAGGGCAAACAGUGCCCGCCAUGUCUUGGACUGCCUGUUUAGUGGACACUUUUGGACCUAGUCCCAGGAACUCUGGUAGAAGCCAUCUUGGGGGAGCGGUUUGGGUGUAAA